This is a messenger RNA of Cokeromyces recurvatus, 1222 nucleotides long. Its product is annotated as WD40-repeat-containing domain protein. Bases 332 to 1117 code for a protein of 261 amino acids. The transcript is spliced from 9 exons. The record is from RefSeq and is a predicted model, not a curated record. Lineage: Eukaryota; Fungi; Mucoromycota; Mucoromycetes; Mucorales; Mucoraceae. Gene Ontology annotation, molecular function: protein binding.
GUUUUUUUUUCUGUUAUUACUAAACAACAAUGACAAUUAUUGAUACAAAUUGUGUAUCAAAUGAUGCACCUAUGUUUGUUAAACCAAAACCUAUUGUUCACGAUCAAAAAGUAACCAUUCAUCACUGGCAAUUAAGAGACUUGAUAUUAACAGAUGAUGAACAUCAUAAAAAUCAAUUAAUUUUUCCUACUGGACAAGAUAUAUUCAGAGUAAGUGGAUCUUAUUUAUAUGAAAUAUGAUUUUUUGGAAUUUUGAAAAUAUAAAAUAGUAUAAUUAUAAAACGGGACAAAGAAGCUAUUUUUUGAAAGAUAUUGGGUAUUCACCCACAUGUAUGGCUGCAAAUUAUGGAUAUUGGGCAGCAGGAGGUCAACGAGGAGAUUUAACACUUAAAUGUACUAGUAGUGAUUAUCAAGUACGCAUCACAACAGCACCAGGAGGUACGAUUAAUAAUGGGUUAUGUUUUUCUCGUUUAAAUGGACAAAUUCGAUUGUUUGUAUCAAAUAAUGAUGCUUCUAUUCGAAUAUUUACUGUGCCAGAAUUAGAAUUGGUUGAUACAUUAGAUUUUAGAACGGCUGUGAAUCAUACUUCUAUUAGCCCUGAUGAUAGAAAGAUGAUUACAGUGGGAGAUGAUAAUCGUGUUCAAUUAUUUAAUAUAACUAAUGCUGGACAUUUUGAGUUAAUGUCUACUAUGGCAGUAUCUCGGGAUGCCAAUUUUUCAGUGGCGUGGAAUCAUAGCUCUGAUAAAUUUGCUGUAUCAAGUCAAGAUGGAUCAGUUCAUGUUUGGGAUAUUCGAAGUACUCAACCUUUAGCAAAAUUUUCGGGACUUCAUCCAUCUAUUACAAAGGGAGCCGCAAGAUGUGUCAAAUUUACACAGACAGGUGCAAUUGAUUUACUGGCUUUUACAGAGCACGUAUCACAUGUGCAUGUGAUUGAUGCACGUACAUUUGAUAGUCAACAGACUAUUCGAGUAGGGUCUCCAGGCCAUGAUACACCCAUUACCGGUUUAUGUUUUUCGAGUAAUAGUCAAAAGAUGUUUGUUGGUUUGGAGAAUGCAAUAUUAGAUUUUAACAUCGAUACAAGUUCACGUAGAAGAUUUGCUUAUGGAUCUUUACUUUAAAAUAAGCAUACUCUAAUUUAAUUAUUGUAUAUAGAUAUAUAGAUAUUUAUGUAUAUAUUUAUGUAUAUAUUUAUUACUAAAAUUAUUAUUUAAACAUACAUGUCU